Megalopta genalis is the source of this 4503-nucleotide messenger RNA. The record is from RefSeq and is a predicted model, not a curated record. NCBI's taxonomy places the organism in Eukaryota, Metazoa, Arthropoda, Insecta, Hymenoptera, Halictidae.
CUCUGCGACGAAUUAAAAGAUACCUUCGGUGCGCGUAAAUCGAUCGAUCACUACCGUGGUCAGAUGGCAAAUAUAUUUAUGGGCAGUUCGGAACACAUUAUUGAUUACAUCAGUAGAAUCAAAGAUCUAAAAGCCGCGAUUCUUGACGCCGUUGAAGACGUCUCAGAUAUCCCAGGAAUUAACGAAUUAAUAAAGAGUAGUUUUAUUGAAGGUUUAAUCCCAGCAAUCCGGACGGAAGUGAAAUCUUACAGACAGGAAUCCUUAAAAGCAAUUUUCUCAGAAGCGAAAACUGUUGGAAUACAACGAUACCAUCGUCGUAAGCGAUAGACGCGCGGGGGUAGGAGGCGUUUCUUCCCCGGCUGCGAAGGGACCCAGGCGGGGGUAUAAAGUAGGGACUGCAGGGUCAGGCCCAGGAAGUCAGCCAGCAUAAGCGCAUCAAGGCACUGUUUCCCGUUCCCUUGUCUACACUUCAGCCAUACACCGGGAAAUAUCUAAACACGGCAACGUGAAAACACUGACGCACACAGUCAUUUCUAACAAAAACCGCUUACAAACGUUUGGAACUAGACAAGGCUCGGUACGGACACCAAGACGCUAAAGUACGGUUCGCAGAUUCUAUGCAAUUUACAUUUCCCACGCGUGAACCUUCCCAGCCACGCGCGGCUCUCUCGGAGCGACCACGGUAUGCGCCGGGUCAGAUUACACCGAGGGGAGAUAACGACGCGUAUCGCCGAGAAGUCGCGCCAGUAAGUCGCCGCGACGAUAAUUAUUUCCGUGCCGACCGACGCAAUCAGGGCUCUCGAUAUCUGCCGGAUCAGAUUACACCAAGGGGAGAUAACAACUUCCUGGCCGACCGAUACGGCCGAGACUCCCGAUAUCUACCGGAUCAGGUUACACCUAGGGAAGAUAGCGCACCUCGUCGCCGAGAAAUUCCAUUCUCCAACCGUCGCAGCGAUAACAACUUCCUGCCGUCGCGUCACGUGUCAGCAAACUUCGCCGUCUCGACAACCGUUCAACACUACCGGUAGAAAUAACGAUAAGCACUGCAACUAUUGCAAGAAUAUAGGCCACGAUAUACACGAAUGCAGGAAGAGAGAAUAUAACAAUAAUAUGCGCGAUCAGGGAAACGGGUCACCCCUCCCGUCCAAUCCCAGCCGACGGGAGGCAUCACCCUCACCGAAAGUCCGCGCGAUCGCGUCAAUGGAGGACGAGCACGACUCGGCGUCCACAGAAUAAACCUCAACGAGAAUAGCGAGGUCCCGUAUAUCGCGACCCUCGCGCCGGAGCUCCGCACGAAAGCCGUAUUUAUGAUUGAUACGGGCGCUGAAUUAAAUAUAAUUAAAUUAAUCGCGCUGAACGCAGACGCAAUCAUCGAUACCGCGGAGAAACUAAAAAUUACCGGCAUCACCGAAGGACAUGUAGAGACCAUCGGGUCUACUCCAAUUACUAUAUUCGGGACUGCUGCCAAAUUUCAUGUCGUCCCAGACACAUUCUCAAUUCCAACCAAAGGUAUUAUCGGUUCAACCUUCUUAAGAGAAGGACUAGACAUUUGCUAUUCAAAAAAUUGCAUCGCCUGGAACGGUGUGGAAUACCCGUUCGUCAAUUCUGCUCAAUGCCUGAUCGGAGCUCGCACAACCACGUGCAUUCGCGUUAGGACUACCGGCUCGGAUCAAGGUUAUAUUCCCCGUACGGAAAUCGCGCCGGGUGUGAUAAUUUACGACUGCGCGGUCUCUGCGACCGACGGAUACGCGUUUGUACCAUGCGUUAACGUCAACGAAAGCGACAUUUCUCUGGUCACACCUUCUAUUAAGAUAGAAGAAAUCGAACAAUAUUCGCAAACGAAUCCCCUAAAGAAUUCUAAUCUCGCCCACGGACUAAAGUCCAACGAACAGCGUCAAUCUCUAAAUAUAACCAGACUACGGCGCGUGUUCUCCCGAAUCUGUUUCGGAAAAACGGAAGAAAAUCAUCGAAGAAAUAUCGACCGAGCACCUAAACAUAGAAGAAAAAGAACAUGUACAUGAAUUAAUUGCAGAAUACCCAGACCUUUUUCACGUGCCGGGAGAAUUUUUGGGCUGCACUACAGCCGUAACGCAUUCCAUUCCUACGUCGGACGAUAUCCCCGUCCACGUAAAACAAUACAGGUACCUGCCCAUUCAUAAAGACGAAAUCAAUAAACAAAUGAAGGAAUUAUUAGAAAAUAAAAUUGUAUUACCGUCAAAAUCACCGUACAAUUCGCCCCUCUGGAUAGUGCCCAAAAAGGCCGCCGCGGACGGUAGCAAACGCUGGCGCAUGGUGAUUGAUUUUCGUGCUUUGAAUGAAAAAUCAACCGCGGACGCGUAUCCACUCCCGAGCAUCCUCGAAAUUCUAGACCAGCUCGGGAGUGCAAAGUACUUUAGCGUGUUCGACUUGGCUAGCGGGUUCCACCAAAUCGCCAUGAACCCAGCCGACGCAGCAAAAACCGCGUUCUCGACGCCUUAUGGUCACUCACUACCAGUUCAAUCGAAUGCCGUUUGGGCUUCGAAAUGCACCGGCCACCUUACAACGGCUAAAGGACUCGAUCCUUUCGGGUCUGCAGGGCUCCGAGCUCUUCGUUUAUCUCGACAACAUUGUAACUUACUCCUGAAGCCUCUCUGAACACCGGGCGAAAUUUCAGAAACUAGCAGAAUGACUACGGACCGCGAACUUAAAAUUACAACCCGCGAAAUGCGGAUUCCUACAUAAGGAAGUGGCCUACCUCGGACACGUAAUAACCAAGGACGGUGUAAUACCAUCCCCGGAUAAAACCCGGGCAGUAGCAGAAUUCCCAUGUCCUAAAACCGCGAAGAACGUCCGCGAGUUCCUCGGUCUCGCGGGCUAUUACCGACGAUUUAUAGAUAAAUUUUCGAAAAUCUCCAAACCAUUAACCACACUUCUAAAAAGGGACUCCAGGUUCGAAUGGGGCGCGUCACAAAACCUUGCAUUUACGACCUUAACACGUUGAGCGUCACGCGUUUUUCUAAAGCAAUCCCGUUCAGGCCACGCGCACCGCUUUUACGCGCUGGUAUUGUAAGGCCGGUGUUUCCGAUCGCAAUAAAAGAUAGUUUACGUUUGAAUCGUGAUACCUAUAGGUAUUGGUUCAAUACGUUACGCGCCAAGUCUGUUUUGCGUUCUUUACCGCUUGGCCCGCUCAGAUAAGAUUUUUUUGAAAUGGAUUUGUGGCUGGUGUUGCCUUUGCGACAAAUCAAUUCAUUACAGUUCUUAGCUCCGUGCAGACAAAAAUUUUCUUUAGCCCUCAGCGUCAAAAUGUCAGUCCGAGAGUGUGAAAGCAACAGCAGCAGUGAAAUUAUUUUUGCUAGAAAACGGCUUAGACUGGAUGUAUUUUUAUCCUCUGACGAAGAGGAGGAGGAGAUUGUUGAAGAAUGGCAUGACCCGAGGGGCAAUCAGCCAAAGAUUGUGCCAUUUACACAUCCUUCGGGGUUUAUAAGGGAGCUUAUAGGAUCAGACAUAGCCGUACAAACCAGCUAUCAAUUAUUUGUGCCGGAUGAACUCAUGGAGGAAAUUGCCGAACAAACCAACAUAUAUGCAGCACAAAAAAUAGAAGCUGGAUACACGCAGCGCUUGGCAAAGUGGACAGAAACAAGUAAGUCUGAAAUAAAGAGAUUACUUGGACUCGUCCUAUGGAUGGGAUUAGUAAAAUUGCCGGCCAUACACCAUUAUUGGUCUAAUGAUCCUGCCUAUUUGCAAACGUUCCCAAGAGCGGUCAUGUCAAGAAACCGAUUUGAAUUAUUACUAAGAAUGCUACAUUUUGCAGACAACAAAAACGAUAAUGGUUCCAAUCGUUUAUAUAAAAUACAACCAAUUAUAGAUAUUUUGGAGACCAAUUACAAAAAAUAUUAUAAUCCGACCGAGGAUAUAUGUAUUGACGAGUCCUUGAUUCCAUUUCGUGGCCGCAUUGUAUUUAGGCAAUAUUUAAAACAAAAGCGCCACAAAUAUGGAAUUAAAAUUUUUAAGUUGUGCUGUGGAUCGGGAUACACCUAUGCUUUCCGCGACAUCCUAGUUCUAUCGACAAAGCACUCGUCAGAAAUGGUGAAUGUUGAAUGCCGAUCAGGACGCCAGAUCAAGCCACAAAUUAUAGUAGAUUACAACAGACAAAAGUCAGCUGUCGACUUAUCCGACCAAAUGAACGCCUACAACAAUCCAUUACGCAAGUCCCUAAAAUGGUAUAGAAAACUAGCUUUCGAAUUGUUAUUAAAUACUACGGUUCAGUCCAUCUUACAAGUUGUGACAAAGAAAACAUUCCACCGAGCAGAAUUGCAAGAAGAUCCAGAAAAAAAACACAAACUCGAAAGAAAAUCGGGAAAAGUCUCUGAAGUUCGAAAGUACUGUAAAUUGUGUUAUGACAAAAAUGUAAGAAAAGAUGGUAGAGUGAUGGCAAGGAGAAAGACCAAGCGUGUUGUAACAUUUUGUAAUACUUGUAAAGGAAAACCAUUUUUAUGUUUGCCAUGUUACAAUGAAUCCCAUUAA